Morus notabilis is the source of this 1490-nucleotide messenger RNA. RefSeq names its product pentatricopeptide repeat-containing protein At3g14580, mitochondrial. Lineage: Eukaryota; Viridiplantae; Streptophyta; Magnoliopsida; Rosales; Moraceae. The transcript has a single exon. The record is from RefSeq and is a predicted model, not a curated record. Bases 198 to 1415 code for a protein of 405 amino acids. Gene Ontology annotation, molecular function: protein binding.
AAAGAUAUAUCUAUUAUCUCAAAAUAUAUAUUUAUUUUUUCAUAGUUGAGUUUUGGAUGCAUUUUAGUCCCACAGUUGGACACCAGAUACAGCUAACAACUUAACAAGCCUACGUCCAAUUAUCACAAACCUUUUAGCACCAGAGAUAUCAAACGCAAUUGAUCUAUGAGAAAAGUGAAAGAGACAAGAAAAUAGGCAUGAUUUCAACUUCAACUUCAUUUCUCUCCAAAUCUUUCGCCACCAAAAUCACCAACGCAAAGCCGAACGCCUCAGUCCUCCACUUUGUUCUCUCUCUCUCCUCAAUCCCUUCUUCUUCAUCAUCAUCUUCUUCUUCCGAAAUCCCUUCCAGACUCCACCACAAGGACUGGUUAGCACCAAAGGAAGUCCUCCAAGUCUUCUCAUCCCUCACAAACCCCAACUCCAUCGUCCCGGCCUUAAACCACUACUCCAAACGCAAGGACUACAAACCCAAUGAGCCUCUCCUCACUCUCAUUAUCAACAACCUCGCCGAAGCCCGUUUGUUCGACGACGUCGAGGUUGUCGUCGCCAGAAUCAAGGCCGAGAGGAACUGCAAUCUCUCCGACGACUUCUUCCGCAAUGUCAUCAGAGUUUAUGGGAAUCUGGCCGGUCGGAUCAAGAGGGCCAUCGAGAUUCUCUUCGAAAUGCCGGAGUUUUACGGUUGCUGGCCCACCGCGAAAACGUUUAAUUCCGUGCUGAAUUUGCUCGUCUCCGCCAGACUGUUCGAUGUCGUUCACGAGCUGUUUGUGGCUGCUCCUAAGUUGGGUGUUGUGAUAGAUGCUUGUUGUCUUAAUAUAAUGAUUAAGGGGCUUUGUGAAUGUCGAAAGUUGGAGGUUGCGCUCCAAAUGCUCGAUGAAUUUCCCCGACAGGGAUGCGAGCCGAAUCUGUUGACUUUUACGACGCUUAUGCAUUAUUUGUGUGUUCACGGGAAGGUUGAGGAGGCUAUUAAGUUGUUUGAGAGGAUGGAAGAGGAGGGUAUCGAACCGGACACGAUCACGUUCAAUGUGUUGAUUGCAGGGCUUCGGAGACAGGGGCGGGUUGAUGAGGGAAUGGUGCUUCUGCAGAGGAUGAAACUCAAGGGGUGCAAUCCGAAUGUGGGAUCUUAUCAGGAGGUUUUUAAUGGUUUGCUUGAUGCGGAGAGGUUUUCCGAGGCAAACGAGGUCAUGAGUCGGAUAAUCUCGAUGGGAUCAAGCCCGAGUAUUAAGUCUUUCAAGUGUUUGAUUCAUGGAUUGUGUGAAGAAAAUCGAAUGGAAGAUAUUGAUUGGGCUUUGAAGCAGAUGGGAAAGCAAGGUUUUGUGCCUAAAAUGUGGAUGUGGAAGGAGAUUCUUCAGAGCCUGUUUGGUGGAAAGACUAGUGAUAAAUGUGUUUCUUAUUUUGAACAAGUAAAAGCCAAUUAGAAUACUUGAAAUAGGACUCACAUCUCCUCUUCAAUUUUGGUGUCUCAAACGGCGUCUUUCUAACCGACCACAUAC